AUGGGUUCCGCAAGUCUCCCCUCCAAGAUGAAGGCCCUGAAGUACGAUGAGCCUGAAAAAUUCAGCGUCGUCGAGGUCCCUCUCCCCUCGCUCCGCGAACAUGACAUCCUGAUCAAGGUCAAGGCUUGCGGUGUCUGUGGCACUGACCUGCACAUUCACGAGGGUGAAUUUUUGGCCAAGUUCCCCUUGAUUCCUGGCCACGAAACCGUGGGUGUCGUUGCAGCCCUCGGGCCAAAAGUCAAGGGGUUCAAGGUUGGUGACCGGGUGGUUGCAGACAACUCGGAACUCUGUGGAGAAUGCUUCUACUGCCGUCGCGGGGAGGAGCUUCUCUGCGAAGACUUCCAAGCACACGGUGUGACCAUGGACGGUGGCUUCGCCGAGUACUGCGCAUACCCUGCCAAGCGAGUGUUCCCGAUCAAGAAUUUGUCUGAUGUCGACGCAACCCUGCUCGAGCCCGCUUCCUGCGCCGCCCACGGUUUGGACAAGAUCGCACCCAAGAUGGGUUCAAGCGUGCUCAUGUUCGGUGCGGGGCCUACCGGUCUCGUCUUGACACAGAUGCUCCGCCAGAACGGGGGUUGCCAUGUUGUCAUUGCGGCGCCGGAGGGACUGAAGAUGAACCUCGCCAAGUCCCUGGAUGCGGCUGAUGAGUACGUUGAACUGUCCCGAAAGGAUCCCAGCGCGCAGUUUGAGAAGAUCAAGAGAGAGAAUCCGUAUGGAUUCGACAUUGUGGUUGAAGCCACGGGCAGCGUCAAGAUCCUGGAGGACGCGAUCAACUAUGUGCGACGAGGCGGCAAGCUCGUGGUAUAUGGCGUGUACGGCAACAAGGACCGCGUGUCGUGGCCGCCGACCAAGAUCUUCGGAGACGAAAUCACCAUCCUUGGAUCGUUCAGUGAGACAUACAAGUUCCCUGCUGCCAUCGACUAUCUUGAUACGGGCAAGGUCAAGGUCAAAGGCAUCGUAAACAAGACAUUCAAGUUGGAGCAAUGGGCCGAGUGUCUGGAGUCGAUGAAGAACAAGAGUGCCAUCAAGGCGGCUAUUGUCUUCGAUUAG
Messenger RNA from Cladophialophora bantiana CBS 173.52, 1050 nucleotides. Its product is annotated as chlorophyll synthesis pathway protein BchC. The transcript has 5 exons. NCBI's taxonomy places the organism in Eukaryota, Fungi, Ascomycota, Eurotiomycetes, Chaetothyriales, Herpotrichiellaceae. Bases 1 to 1050 code for a protein of 349 amino acids. The record is from RefSeq and is a predicted model, not a curated record. Gene Ontology annotation, molecular function: oxidoreductase activity; zinc ion binding.